Molecule: messenger RNA, 483 nt
Organism: Alternaria atra
Lineage: Eukaryota; Fungi; Ascomycota; Dothideomycetes; Pleosporales; Pleosporaceae
Exons: 2
Coding region: 1-483 (160 amino acids)
Biological process (GO): regulation of DNA-templated transcription; protein folding
Cellular component (GO): cytoplasm; prefoldin complex
Source: RefSeq, a predicted model, not a curated record
AUGGCACAAGCUCAAGGCGCACAGCCUGGUCAAAUCGAAAUCACAUCCCUCCCCGUUCCCCGCCUCCAAGAACUAAAAACCCAACUCGACGCCGAGCUCACCCACCUUUCAAACUCGUUCCAAUCGCUGCGCACUGCACAAUCCAAGUUCCGCGACUGCCUGACCUCCAUCUCAACGGGUCUCACGCCAUCUACCGUCUCGAAACCGCUUCUGGUUCCCUUGACAUCUUCAUUAUACGUACCGGGGAAACUUACGGACCACGAACAUGUGCUGGUGGAUGUAGGUACGGGUUUCUUCGUCGAGAAGGAUAUUGCUAGUGCAAAAGACUUCUAUGAGCGCAAGGUCAAGGAUCUGGGCGACAGCUUGAAGGACUUGGAGGGUGUUGUGCAGGGCAAGGCGCAGAAUGUCAGAGUUGUAGAGGAGGUUAUUAGGCUCAAGGUUAUGAACGCACAGGAGGGCAAGGGCGAGGAGCAAGGCAGCUGA